GAAAGCUGCCGCCAAAAGAGUUUUCUUGUCUUCAUCAACAUCUUCAUCAACCUCCAAUUUCCAUUUUACGAUACCCCUUGCCCUUAAAUAACCUGCCUUCAGAAAAAUAAGAAGAUAUGGGGGGCAAGUCUGAGAACAAGGCCAACUAUUUCGACAAGCUCAAGGGCUUGCUCGAGGCCUACAACUCCAUCUUCAUCGUUGAGGUUGACAAUGUCAGCUCCCAGCAGAUGCACGAGAUCCGACAGGCUCUCCGAAGCAAGGGUGUUGUCCUCAUGGGCAAGAACACCAUGGUUCGCCGAGCCUUGAAGACCUUCAUCCCCGACUCCCCCGAGUACGAGCGUCUCCUCCCCCACGUCAAGGGCAACGUUGGUUUCGUCUUCACCAACGACGACCUUAAGGAGGUCCGUGACAUCAUCCUCGCCAACAAGGUCGCUGCUCCUGCUCGUGCCGGUGCUCUCGCCCCUGCCGAUGUCUGGGUUCCUGCUGGAAACACUGGUAUGGAGCCUGGAAAGACCUCUUUCUUCCAGGCCCUCGGUGUCCCCACCAAGAUUGCCCGUGGUACCAUUGAAAUCACCACUGAUCUCAAGCUCGUUGAGGCCGGCUCCAAGGUCGGUCCCUCCGAGGCCACCCUGCUCAACAUGCUUAACAUCUCUCCCUUCACCUACGGUAUGGGUAUCUCUCAGGUCUACGACCAGGGCCAGUCUUUCCCUCCCAGCGUUCUCGACGUCGGUGAGGAGCAGCUCCUCAAGACUCUGUCUCAGGCUAUUGCCACCAUUGCCACCAUCUCUCUGGCUCUGAACUUCCCUACCCUGCCUUCGGUUCUCCACUCCGUUGUCAACAGCUACAAGAAGGUUCUUGCUGUUGCCAUCUCCACCGAGAUCACCUGGCCCGAGAUUGAGGAGCUCAAGGACCGCAUUGCCAACCCCGAUGCUUACGCUUCCGCCGCUCCUGCCGCUGCCGCUUCUGGUGGCGCUGCCGCCCCUGCUGAGGCUGAGAAGAAGGAUGAGUCCGAGGAGGAGGACGAGGACGAGGAGGGCUUCGGCGGUCUCUUCGACUAAAUGUAGUCACAUCAACAGGAUGUACGACCGCCUUCCAGGACUUUGGUUGGGUUUACGACUUAUGUAUCUUAAAAAAGGGGCACAUAGAUCGUCUGCUGGACAAUUGAAUCUGUCGCGACGGUUACGAAUCAAAUUCCAGGCCUCAACAUGCGAGUGAAAGCUUUUACCAAACCGACUAAUGCAGCUCUGCUGAUUGAGUGCGAUAUUCAAAAAGGUUAGUCAGACAAACACCAAACUUUCUUUUUUCCUCUUUACAUUUCCGGAUGAUUAUAUAAAUUGUUCAAGAGCUUUUUAACCCUGAAUCUCCUGAUGACACACACAUCACCACCCUAUGACGGACACGUAUCACAAUCAUUUUAUUUUGACAAGUUGUUUUUUGAGAGUAUCAAAGCUAAUGGUCAAAUCAUACAGGUCUCCACGCCCUCGAUUGUUCUCAAGCUUCCAUGGUGUGAUGUCCGUGCAUGUUUCUUAAAUGAAUCCAAUAGCCUAGCUAAACUGUAGGAUAUGAGAAGAAUGGUAAUACCUAACCAUGUGUACCAGGAAAAAACUUGGACUCCUAGUUAAUCUUCCUAUAGCCUAAUAUUAUAUUAUAAUUGGAAGUUUAGAACUCCUAUUACAUUAUCCAGGCACGGAUUAGAGUUUGACGAUAGACCAAUAUCGAUCAAUACUAUCCAUUGCAUUCUCACGCCUUGUAAUUUGUCUUACUUUUCGUUAUCUCAUAAAUUGAUGAGCUUUGGAUGCGAUUGGCUUGCAAGAAGAUAUCAUGAAGUCUUUAAAUCUUUGUUAUUGGCCCUGCCUGCCGCCCCUCACUGCGAGAGGCGCGACUUCACCAUCAAUACCUACCAAAAGUCACCUAUAUGAAGUUAUCUUGUUUCAAGGCACGUUUCGCUACCUCAAUGGCUCGAUCCGGUAGCCCAGCAAGCCUUGCAACUUUCAGUGCGUGGCUUUGUCGGUUAAUACCUCUCUGAAGUUUGUGAUUGUAGAAGAAACCUCCCUCACCAUCCUCGACUACAUUGGUGCAAUAUGUCUGAACAACACCUGCCUCAGCUGGACACAACCCCUCUUCUUGAGCCAAGUCGGCUACAGAGUGGAAGUGUGUCGCAAAAAGGGUGCGGCAUUGGUUGACGGUCGCGAGGUGAUGCAGGCAUGCAAAGGCGACAGCUGUACCGUCCUCUGGCGUGGUACCUCGACCGAUCUCAUCCAUGAUGACGAAAGACCGCGGUGUUGCCUGCUUGAGGAUAGCUGCUGUUUCCAGCAUCUCAACCAUGAAUGUGCUUUGAUCGCGGUAGAGGUUGUCAGCUGAGCCCACUCGGCUAAAGAUAGCAUCCACAAUCCCUAGUUCUGCGUAUGAUGCAGGCACGUAGCAACCGAUCUGGGCCAAGAUCGUGAUGAGAGCAUUCUGGCGUAGAAACGUACUUUUACCGGCCAUGUUGGGACCUGUGAUCAACCAGAUCCGGCCGUCAGUUGGUGAUCCAACCAGACAGUCGUUCCUCACAAAACUUCGACCCUGCUCAAAUAGGCCGCCCUCAACAGUGGGAUGUCUGCCGCCUAUGAUGGUAUGACUAGUCGUAUUGUUCAGCACGGGCCGGACGAGGUUCUGCUCGCGAGCCAACUUAGCGAAGGAGGUUGUGAUGUCAAGUUCAUCGAGGACGGCGGCAUUACGGCGCAGCUUGACAAGAUUUUUGACGACAAGCUCUCGAAGGGAGUAGAACACGGCUUGUUCUUCAGCACGAAUCUGGGCGCGAACUUGGUCCAUACGCUGCCCGAGAAGUGUCCAUUCGGAUAUGUGAAAAGAUCGCGUAGAACGGCUCGAGGACAGAGCUUGUACAUCAGCGAGAUUUCGAGCGUCUUUGCCCUUGAUAUGGGCAAUGUGGCCAAGGCCAGGUGUCCACUUAAGGGAUAAACUUGGAGCAUUGAGGCUUUCGCGGAGGGUCUCGUUGAGUGUCGCUUUCUCUCCUGUCAAAGUCGCGAGAUCAGUGUGAAGCUUUGUCAAGUUUGGGCUCGCAGCAGGUCUCAUGAUCCAAGCUCCAUUCUCUUCGGCGUAAUAAUCCCGAAUACUGACGGGCCGUUUUCGCUUGCCCUUAGGAAGAGAUGCCGCAUCGUCCUGUGAACCUUCGUUGCUAACGACAUUUUCAGCAAGGGCUAACAUCUGGCUGGCCUCGGAGUCUUGGACCUCAUGCUGUAACUCGAUACCUUCUUCAUCAAUUGCAUCUCUGAUGCGCUGGGAAAGUUUCAGGGGCUGCGUGAGACUGAUUCGAGAUAUCAAUGAAGUUAGGCAGUGGUGCUCUGACUUGCGAGAUGCAGCGUUCGCCCUUUUCAAGAGAUUCACGAUAUCCUUGGUCGCAUCGAUAGUACUGGCCAAAUCGAGGAGGUUAUCAGCAUCGCCACGGCCAAGUGUGAACUUCUGAACGAGGCGCUGAGAGUCGUGACUCCUACGCAACAAGAGGAUUACGGAGUCACUCAGGUUUACAUCGUCGAUAAAGCGGGUGACGAGAUCCUGUCUACUAGUGAUGAGCUCAAGAGACGUGGACGGUGCACUCAACCACUCGUUGAGAAGUCGAGCACCGCUUUUAGUAACAGUGCGACGAAUGGCAUGCAGCAAACUACCCCGGAACACACCAUCACGAAUGGUUUGCUUGAUCUCAAGAGCACGCAUGCUAUUUUUAUCGACAGCCAUGACCUGCAUGUCUUUGUUCCUUAGCGGAGGUUGCAACUUCAUACUCAUGCCUUGCAGCCGAUCCUUGACAUAACCAAGAAGGAAGCCGGCAGCGUGUACCUCAGCUGGCGAGAAGGCGGAUGCUUCAUGUUCAGCUAGGGCACACUCCAGCAUGGGCGUCCAGUUUUCCGGAUGAAACAGCGAAGAAUCAUGCGGGCGGGGUGCGUAUGAGAUGAUGUGACGAUCCUCAGCGAGGAGGUCAGAUAGGCCAUUGUCAGGGCAGGACUGCAGUGCCUGGUCUAGGAGAAGCUCGCGCGGGCAUAGUCGGGACAAGAUCGUCGGUAAGGAUGCAAGAUUGGCUUCUUGGGUGCAGAAGUAACCAGUUGAGAGAUCAAGCCAUGCCAGGCCGAGUGGCACGGCGUCUCGGAACCCCUGAGACUGUCCAGCACCUCGGCCAACGCCAACAGCUGAUGGUGCUGGGUGGGCUGAUUCGGGUCCUUGGCCCCCUAGUCCUCCUUCUGAACCUGCCACUCGGCCGAUAACGGCCUUUACAUUAGUGAUGGUAUUUGUGGCUUUGGUGCCUGGGUCUAUAUGAAUCGCCAUCACGUAGUUGUUGGCAUAUGGAUCCAUAAAAUUCUCAUCUAUUAGAGUUCCGGGAGUAAUGAUACGAGCAACUCGACGAUCAUGCAUCAACCCACCUGACCUGACCUUCGCUGUGGGAGAGUUUGGAUACUCCUCAGCGAUCGCGACAUGGCGACCGAGAUCUUGAACGAGAAUUUUGAGGAAACGAUCGAGCUGGAAGAAGGGGAAACCUGCCUAUAAGACGGGUGAUGAUGGUGAGAUAUUGAACCAGAAGAUGAAAAGAUAGCGUCAAGGUAGAGGGUAUUAAUAAACAUACCAUGGGGACAUGACCAGCAUUUGUCUUUUUGUUAGCUACCUUGAUGUUUAACAGGGGCCCGUACUCCUCAGCGUGCUCAAAGUAGAGCUCAUAGAAACCGCCCACUCGCGUCAGCAACACACAGUUAUCAAACUUGAGCAUGUUCUGGCGGGCUUGAAGCAGCACGGUGGGAUACGCGGGAGGAUCUUGGGGUAAUGGCGGCAGCGGGAGCGGCAAAGCCUCUGUCGACUCAUCGUGGGGAGAUGAAACUGACGAUGACGUUGGUAGAGGAGAUACUGGCUUCGGUUGAAUAAGCCCCUGAGGCAAAUCGGAGAGCUUUAUGGUGGUGGUGGUCUUUUUACCCCUGGCUUGGAGAGGACGAUGGGGAGAUGGUGGAUGUUGGAAUGAGCGGAUAGAGAAGCCAUGGUAUAGUGAGUGCUCAAUAUGACAGUGUCCAUGAGAAAUGGCAGAAGCUUUAGGUGAAGGAGCUCCUACUAUUGCUGCAGCAUUAGAAACAACAAAUGUGGCCGCCUUGAGCACGGAGCUAGAAGCUGAAGCUGAAGAAGAGGCAGGCACAGAGAUAGACCUGGAAGUUGAAGUUGAAGCUGAUGGUGAUGCCAAGGGCCGCAGAUGGCGGAUGCCGAACACUGGGGGCACCAUACGGCUGGAACAUGGAGACGGGAUGGGCUGUUGCAGUGGCGGUGGUGUUUAUGCAACGAAUGGAUGUUUGAAGUAUCCAGCAAGCAAGGCUUCAGGCCAAUUCCUGAUUUGAGAACAGCUCAAGAGGGGUCGUUCAUCAACCAACACUCCAGCUUUAAUUAACUAAUGCUUGCUGCGGGGCCCGAGGCUGUCGACAAUAGAAGCAAGAUCUGGCGUGCAAAAUGGUGGCUCUGAACAAGGAAUGGUAUGGUGAUUAAUGGAAGGAUCAUGCAGAACUCAUAUGAUGACAGGAGAAAGAGAAGAGCAUUCCCAUACAACCCCGCUGGUGCGAGAUGCUCGAAACUAAGGUAGGUAAGGUGUAAUAGCGAGGAAAACAGCAGCAUGGGCCAUCAAAAAGUGGCUCCGAGUAUCGUAAAUCAAUUUAUGGAACCAAUGCGAUUUGCUAAUAGGGCACAAGAAUAGAACACAAUCGGUGAGUUACAGCUUGCGCUGGGUAGACAGCAGCUUCAAAUUCUCUGUAGUUUCUGGUUGUUCCAUGUGGGGAACAGCGGAUAUGAGCGUUAUGGGAUAUAUCGGUGAAGAAGAAAAAGGAAAAGAAGAUCCCUACCUAGGUAGGUAAAUCAAAAUCGAUCGCACCGAGCCCAGGAGUGGGAGUCAGUGUAACAGCUUCAUCUGAGAGACCAAAUCUGCAUCGACGAGCAUAGAAACACCACUGCGGACUGUCAUAACUAUCACCUUGUUUAAUGGGACACAAUUGUCAACAAUUUUUAUUACUAGGGUCGGCAACCACAAAAUCUCCUCAUCUUCAGGUAACGAAUGAGGAAAAGAACGUUCGGUAAUAGUAGAACCCCCCCGACUUAUAAUUCCGAUCCUGAUGGAUGAUCCAGGGACUUUAUGACAAGGUACUCCAGAGAUUUUACGGAGAUGGACAGCGCCA
This is a messenger RNA of Fusarium odoratissimum NRRL 54006, 6188 nucleotides long. RefSeq names its product 60S acidic ribosomal protein P0. Bases 117 to 1058 code for a protein of 313 amino acids. Gene Ontology annotation, biological process: cytoplasmic translation; ribosome biogenesis; ribosomal large subunit assembly. Gene Ontology annotation, molecular function: large ribosomal subunit rRNA binding; structural constituent of ribosome. Gene Ontology annotation, cellular component: cytosolic large ribosomal subunit. NCBI's taxonomy places the organism in Eukaryota, Fungi, Ascomycota, Sordariomycetes, Hypocreales, Nectriaceae. The transcript is spliced from 3 exons. The record is from RefSeq and is a predicted model, not a curated record.